GUGUUUCAGUGUUGGGGAGUUUGCACACGGAAAGGGUUAAAAGUUUCGUUCCUUGGACCCACAUUCUGAUUAAAUCGCUUAGUCACCGCCGUUAACCGGGAGCAGCAGCGCCUCCCUGAGCCCUCGGUGAUUGGUUGUGGGGCUCGCCUUCCCACAGCCCGUCCUCAGCCCAGCAGGGCGGGGCUGGCUCUCCACGAAACUGAAUUGAGCUACAACCGGGCCGGGCGGCAGAAGGGAGAACUUAACCCUGUCCUGUCGCUCUAUGGAGCAGCGUGGAAAUGCUCUGGCCGCGUAGGAGAGGAGCACCGGAGCGGACAGCGGCCGUGUUUCCGUCCCAUCCUCCUCCGGUUCUGGUUCGGAUCGGGAUUUAAGCCGUUUGGAUCUCCCAAACCCAUCCGCGGUGGUGGGAAGAAGAGAAAACGCGUUUCUAUCACCGGUGCGCCGCAGUUAAAGAUGAUGUGACCAAACCAGUGAUCUUUUGCUGUCGGUGGCGGAGGAGAAAAAAAAAAGAGGAACAACUAAAAAUAAAAUAAAACAAACAAUAAUAAUCAUCACUCCUGGAGAUUAACUGAGCUGCUCGUUCUAAGGCUGGAAGGCCUGGGGUGAGACAGAGAAGAUGGCUGAACCACGGCGGGAAAGCACCAGCAGCCUGCAGAGGAAGAAGCCUCCCUGGCUCCGGCUGGACAUUCCCACGGCUCAGAUGUCACUAGACGAGCCUCCUACUUUUGUUCAGCCGGUGAAAAGGCAGGGGUUCCUUCGCAGUAUCAGCAUGCCGGUGGAGACGUCAUACCUCCAGUCUCCACCGCGUGAGCUCUUUGACACCCGGCGGCCUGUCUUUCAACGCCAGUCGUCCAUUACGCAGACCAUAAAGAGCAGCAGGCGAGUGCACUUUGAAAGGAUUAACACUGUGCCUGUUAAGGGGCACCGGGCUGCCCGCCGCAGCGUCAGGAAACACCAUUCUCUCUCCAGAACUCUGCUCAGGGGAACAGCGGACUGGUUUGGGGUCAGUAAAGAUGGCGACACCACCCAGAAAUGGCAGAGGAAGAGUCUGCGGCACUGCAGCCUCCGCUAUGGAAAACUGAAACCACAAGUGAUCCGAGAGAUGGAUCUGCCAAGCCAGGACAACAUUUCGCUGACCAGCACUGAGACCCCACCUCCUCUCUACGUGCCCUCUUCACAACAUGGCAUGCAAAAGAUUGUGGACCCGUUGGCUCGUGGACGAGCCUUUCGCAUGGUGGAGGAAGUGGACGGCUACAGCGUGCCUCAGACCCCCAUCACUCCCGGAGCCGCGUCGCUUUGCUCCUUCACCAGUUCCCGCUCAGGUCUCAACCGACUGCCUCGCCGGCGUAAGAGGGAGUCGGUGGCAAAGAUGAGCUUCAGGGCUGCGGCGGCGUUGGUCAAGGGCCGCUCAUUACGAGAGAGCACUCUAAGGCGAGCUCAGAGGCGAAGCUUCACUCCCGCUAGCUUCGUGGAGGAAGACAUGGUUGACUUUCCCGAUGAGCUGGACACGUCUUUCUUUGCAAGAGAUAUCCUGAUGCAAGAGGAGAUGUCCACGUAUGCCGACGAGGUGUUUGAGUCACCAUCUGAGAUGGCCAUCAAAGAGGUGGACCCCAGCUCCAAGAAGGAUGAAAAGGAGCUGACGGGCAGCGCCUUAGAUAAGACAGAGCUGGAGAGAAGUCACCUCAUGCUACCCCUGGAAAGAGGAUGGCGUAAAGCCAAAGAAGGAACCCCAGGACCACCAAAGGUACCCUUGCGUCAGGAGGUGGUGAGCGUUCACGGACAGCGGCGUGGACAGCGCAUCGUCGUACCCGUCAAGAAGCUUUUCGCUCGUGAAAAGAGGCCGUACGGGUUGGGCAUGGUGGGAAAGCUCACAAACCGCACCUACCGGAAGCGAAUAGAUAGUUACGUGAAGAGACAGAUAGAGGAUAUGGAUGACCACAGGCCAUUUUUUACAUACUGGAUCACCUUUGUCCAUUUACUCAUCACUAUAUUGGCUGUUUGCAUCUAUGGAAUAGCACCAGUUGGCUUUUCUCAGCAUGAAACUGUUGAUUCUGUUUUAAGAAACAAAGGUGUCUACGAAAAUGUCAAGUUCGUACAGCAGGAGAACUUUUGGAUCGGGCCUAGUUCAGAGGCCCUGAUCCACUUAGGGGCCAAAUAUUCUCCAUGCAUGCGACAGGACAGGCAGGUGCACGAUCUUAUCAGGGAAAAGAAAGCUAUCGAACGCAACUCUGCUUGCUGUGUUCGGAACGAUCGUUCUGGCUGCGUCCAAACUUCAGAGAAGGAAUGCUCGAGUACUCUAGCUGUGUGGGUGAAGUGGCCACAGCAUUCCAGCACUCCUCAGUUAAAUGGCAAAGACAGACAGUACGGCUCGGUGUGUCACCAGGACCCCAGGAUUUGUCUGGAGCCUGCUUCAGUGUCGCCUCAUGAAUGGCCCGAUGACAUAACGAAGUGGCCGAUUUGUACCAGGUACAACACAGGGAACCACACCAACCUGCCUCACAUAGACUGCACCAUCACAGGCCGACCCUGCUGCAUCGGAACCAAAGGGAGGUGUGAAAUCACAUCCAGGGAAUAUUGUGACUUCAUGAAGGGCUACUUUCACGAGGAGGCGACUCUUUGCUCUCAAGUGCCCUGCAUGGAUGAUGUCUGUGGACUGUUGCCUUUCCUGAACCCUGAGAUUCCAGAUCAGUUUUACAGGCUCUGGCUCUCUCUCUUCUUGCAUGCUGGGAUCCUUCACUGUCUGGUUUCAGCAGCUUUCCAGAUGACCAUACUGAGAGAUCUGGAGAAACUGGCAGGCUGGCUGCGCAUCUCAAUCAUUUACAUCCUCAGCGGCAUCACCGGCAACUUGGCUUCAGCCAUCUUCCUGCCGUACAGAGCAGAGGUGGGUCCAGCUGGCUCUCAGUUUGGGAUCCUGGCCUGCCUGUUUGUGGAGCUGUUCCAGAGCUGGCAGAUCCUGGCCCAGCCCUGGAGGGCCUUCAUCAAGCUGCUGUGCGUGGUACUCUUCCUCUUUGCCUUCGGCCUGCUGCCCUGGAUCGACAACUUUGCCCACAUAUGCGGCUUCAUCUCGGGCUUCUUCCUGUCCUUCGCCUUCCUGCCGUACAUCAGCUUCGGCCGCAUGGACCUGUACCGCAAACGCUGCCAGAUCAUGGUCUUCCUGCUGGUGUUUGUCGGCCUCUUUUCAGGCCUCGUGGUGCUCUUUUACGUCUACCCAAUCAAGUGCGAGUGGUGUGAACUGCUUACCUGUAUCCCCUUCACAGACAAAUUCUGCGAGAAGUACGACCUCAAUGCUCACCUUCAUUAAAGCGUAGCAGGAAGGCAUCAGAUCAGUGUGGACUAGAUGGACUAUUCCCCUUUUUUUCUAUGAACGAAAACAUGUUUGUGUUCUUUUACUCUGUUAUGAAUACCUAUACUCCUCAUAAGGACUUUUUUUUAACUUUCCUGUUCACGUAUUGUCAGUCCUUUACUGUCCAGUGACACAAAGCUAUGGCACUCAUCAAGGAGCCCUGUUUACCUUUACACAAGAAACGGCGACCGGAGAGGCCGGCGCUGGCACCGGGAGCAUCAUCGUCUUCGUUCACAACUCAGAGAACGCUUCUAUUCUUUUUCAGUCAACCUUCGAACCGAAGCAGGGACAAUAAUCUUGAUACCUUUGGUGCCUUGUCGAUAAAUGUACCAACUACUGCCAUAUUUUUUGUUACGUUAUGCUGAGCACAYGAAUGUUUCCUUUUGUUUAUUGCUUCUCGAGAAGUGAUUAUUGUUUUGAACAUGGUAGUGUUUUAGCUACCGCUCAUGUAACUGAAAAAAGAGGAAAAAAACAGUAAAAAAAAGAACUAAAUGGAAAUACUACUUUUUUAACUCUCAAAAAAAAUGCCUGCUAAAUGUUGUUCUGUAGUUUUAUUUAAAUCGAGCAACAAUAAAACAAGCAUUUUUGCUACUAAUAUUCACAA
Molecule: messenger RNA, 3947 nt
Organism: Austrofundulus limnaeus
Lineage: Eukaryota; Metazoa; Chordata; Actinopteri; Cyprinodontiformes; Rivulidae
Gene: rhbdf1a
Product: rhomboid 5 homolog 1a (Drosophila)
Exons: 19
Coding region: 617-3301 (894 amino acids)
Biological process (GO): regulation of protein secretion; regulation of epidermal growth factor receptor signaling pathway
Cellular component (GO): endoplasmic reticulum membrane
Molecular function (GO): serine-type endopeptidase activity
Source: RefSeq, a predicted model, not a curated record